Molecule: messenger RNA, 1418 nt
Organism: Neogale vison (American mink)
Lineage: Eukaryota; Metazoa; Chordata; Mammalia; Carnivora; Mustelidae
Gene: SIT1
Product: signaling threshold regulating transmembrane adaptor 1
Biological process (GO): signal transduction; T cell homeostasis; regulation of T cell activation
Cellular component (GO): plasma membrane
Molecular function (GO): kinase binding
Source: RefSeq, a predicted model, not a curated record
AUGGCCCCUUGUCCCACCUGCUGGGACCUGGAGGGCUGGGCUGGGUGGCUGGGCAGUAACAGCCCCCAUACCCUGGCGUCCACAGGAAUCCCCACUGUGACUCAGGCCUGGGGAUUGUGGGCCCUCUUAGGGGCUGUGACGCUGCUGCUUCUCAUCUCACUGGCUGCACACUUGUUCCGAUGGACUAGUGGCCGGAACAGAAGCCAUCCGGGACAGGGACGCUCUGGAGGAUCUGUGGAAGAGGUCCCCCUAUAUGGGAACCUGCCUUAUCUUCAGACUGGUCGGCUGUCUCAAGAACCGGGGCCAGACCAGCAAGAUCCAGCUCCUAGAGACCCCGUCAUGGCUACAGAGAAAGUGAUGUGCUAUACCAGCCUGCAGUUGCGGCCUUCUCAGGGCCAUCUCCCCAGCCCCGGAACCCCCAUCAAGUACUCAGAGGUGGUGCUGGAUUCUGAGCCAAAGCCCCAGGCCUCAGGCCCCGAGCCGGAGCUGUACGCCUCAGUGUGUGCCCAGACCCGCAGGGCGCGGGCUUCCUUCCCAGACCAGGCCUAUGCCAACAGCCAGCCUGCACCCAGCUGAGACGGAGGAGCUGGCAGAGUGGGACGAUCAUCACCCCAGCCUCCUCUGCUGCAGGGGUUACUGCUACCCUGCCCCACCAUGACUGUUUCCCAACCACCCCCCAAAGACAGGUAGUAAAUGUCUGGUCACAGGAGGUAAUGUUUCCCAAACUUCCCCUCUAAGUGAGGGAGACACUUCAGGGGAACGAGUAGGUCCCUGGUUUCUUGGGGAUGGAGGAAACUAUCUAUUCCCCUAAGGCCCCAAGCUCCCGAGUUACUUACUUCCUGUCCUUGUGGAUUUUAACCAGAUCCUCUCUGUUCUGGCUCCCUUAAAGUCUAUAGUUCGGUGUCCCCUCAGAUACCGGAAAUGGGCAGUGGUGGAGGGGGUAACCGCCUGAGAGGAGAAGGGUGGGUAUUUCCUUGGGACCCCAUAGUCUGGAGGGAUCCUGGAACCUAGCGACCUGAGGAACCCAAGCCUAGCUUCUUAUCUGAGAACACUGGCUGGAGAAUACCAGCCCACAUCCUGCUGCCUCUGUUAUGUCCCCAAGUUUUCAAAUAAAACUUCUCAGAAAGUGUUUAGAUUUUUAUCUAGAGGCUUCAGACCUGCAACAGGCGCUAUGUGGUGGGUUUGUGAGCUUUGCUCUCUGUACAGAGCACUUCUGGGGGCGCCUUGCUGGACCAAGAGUGUCAGUGGCAUCAACACUGCCAGGGAGAGUGCUAGGGGUGGAGGCUGGAGCCCAGCUCAAGCUGUACUUGCUGCUAGAUCAUCGUUAGAAUUUGCACUCAGAGCCACCCCACUCCCAUCACCUGGUGUUGCAAGCUCCCCAGCUCCUGACCCACUCUCCCCAUGGCCUCUAUGAUUGU